GACCGGCUCUAGCCUCGCAUAGCGGCUUCCUACCGUGGCAGUCCAGUCCACAAGAUCAGCGGUUCCAGCUCCCAAACAAACUACAAAACCCGCCAUUCACGUGUCACGAGAACAAGCUCGUAACAACUCAGAAAAGUGGGAGUCCCCACCCAAGCCGCGUGUUCUCCGCCGUCUCUCUCUUUUUUUUUUUUUUUUUGCUUGUUUGGUUUUGAACAGCCACUUCAGCUCCCAUCCGACGGGAUCUGAACAUGUCUUCGUGCUAUAAUAAGCCAGAGAUAACGACUUGGGUAGAUCACCGCUGAUCUUUCUCAACCCGUGACACUACAUAGGAUUUUGAUGGAGUUACUGCGAGCUGUUGAGCGAAGGAGGGGGUAACUUGGCUUUGGCCUGAUCCCAAGACAUCAGACAGGUCUAGGUCCGUCGUACAUGCGGGCGGGGUGCUGCAUGUUCAAGGUACCGGUUGCUCUAGCGAGGUGUGUUAGCCCACCGAUAAACUGUUGAGAAUCUAGGACUGUUUUGAUAGAAACUGAAAGGGGGAUGGUUUUGUGGUUUAUAAUCUCUUUUCUACGGCUUUGGGUAAGACGGUGCGGGCUGUGGUUGGGGUGGGACCCGAGAUUUUACCCCUCCUCCCCCCUCGUCACCGUUCCAGAGCGGGUUGUCCCUUUUAGGUCAUCUGGGUAGCUCCGACAACACCAGGGCAACACCGGGUGUGUCGAUUGCGAAAAGAGCUUCUUUAUAAGCCCGUUCUCUGGUGCUGUUUAGUUUUGGGAGACAGGCUGUUCCUCAUCCAUCGCUUUUUCACAUUCGUUGACUUUCAGCCUCGCUCUCCGAGCAAGGUGUUUUGCUCUUCUACUUCAAAUCAUCCAGGUCCGGUUUCGGUGUCGUCACUUAUAACUGCUGUUUGACUCGGAGUGUUGCUGCUGUCACAUACACCUCUUCCAAAAUGCAAGUCUGUCCAAACAUGUGAAAACCUCGUCAAGUAAACCAUGCUAACAUGACUCUCAGGUCUGCCCCAGACCACUACAUCGGCAUAGACGUCGGCACCGGCUCCGCCAGAGCCUGCAUCAUCGACACCACCGGCGACAUCAAAGCCCUCGCGUCAGAAAACAUCAAGCUCUGGCAGCCGGCCUCCUACGGCGGCACCCACUACGAGCAGUCCACAACCGACAUCUGGAACGCAAUCUGCCUCUGCGUCCGCUCCGUCCUCGCCACCUCGUCCAUCCCCCCCACCUCCAUCCGCGGCAUCGGCUUCGACGCGACAUGCUCCCUCGCCGUCUUCACCCACGACACCGACGCCCCCGUCCCCGUCACCGGCCCUGACUUCACCAACGAUGGCAACGACAGGAAUGUGAUCCUCUGGCUUGACCACCGCCCUUUGGCCGAGGCGGAGGCCAUCAACGCUACUGGCCAUCCGCUCUUGAAAUAUGUCGGGGGGAAGAUGUCGGUGGAGAUGGAGAUCCCAAAGGUGUUGUGGCUGAAGAAUAACAUGCCCGAGGAGCUAUGGGAGAGGUGCAAGUUUUAUGACUUGGCGGAUGCGCUGACACAUAUUGCUACGGGGGAGGAGACUAGGAGCUUCUGUAGCGCCGUGUGCAAGCAGGGGUUUGUGCCGGUGGGGGUGGAUGGGAGUGUGAAGGGUUGGCAGCAGGACUUUUUGGAAAAUAUUGGGCUGGGCGAUUUGGUGGAGAAUGAUUUUAGGAAGAUGGGAGGGGUGAAUGGGGUAAGCGGUAACUUCCUCAGCGCAGGGGAGUUGGUUGGGGGGUUGUGUGAGAAGGCGGCGAAGGAACUGGGACUGCCGGCGGGGAUUGCGAUUGGGAGCGGUGUUAUUGAUGCGUAUGCUGGGUGGAUUGGGACGGUGGGUGCUAAGGUGAAGCUGUCCCGGGACCAUCUGGAUGAGUCGGCUGCUCCGAAUGAUGUCUCGCAGGCUUUUACACGACUGGCGUCCGUGGCGGGGACUUCGACUUGUCAUUUGGCUAUGUCGAGGGAGCCGGUUUUCGUGCCGGGAGUUUGGGGACCGUACAGAGAUGUGUUGAUUCCUGACUUUUGGAUGGCAGAAGGUGGGCAGUCGGCUACCGGGGAGCUGAUUAAGCACAUGCUGGAAACGCAUGCGGCUUAUGACGAGACGGUGAAGGAGGCGGAGGCGGCUGGGAAGAAUAUCUAUGAUUAUUUGAAUGACCAUCUUCGGCAUUUAAAGGAGGAGACAAAGGCGCCUUCGAUUUCGUAUUUGGGACGACACUUCUUUUUCUACGGAGAUCUUUGGGGAAACCGGUCGCCUAUUGCAGACCCUAACAUGAGGGGGGCAAUCAUUGGAAUGAGCAGUGACAAGAGCAAAGACGGGAUGGUGCUGCUUUACUACUCGACCAUGGAGUUCAUCGCCUUGCAGACACGGCAGAUUAUCGAGGCCAUGAACAAGGCGGGCCACAGCAUUCUCAGCAUUUUCAUGUCGGGGAGUCAGUGUCAAAAUGAGAUUCUGAUGGAUCUCAUCGCUACGGCUUGCGACAUGCCGGUGUUGAUUCCCCGAUAUGUCAAUGCUGCUGUGGUCCAUGGCGCGGCGAUGCUGGGUGCCAAGGCUGCCAGCGCGGACAAGGACGGAAAGACAGAGCCUUUGUGGGAUAUUAUGGACCGGAUGAGCAAGCCUGGAAAGGUGGUUUGGUCAAGCGGUGACCCGGCGGAGAAGAAGCUUCUGGAUACAAAGUAUGAGGUGUUCCUGGAUCAGUGCCGGACACAGCAGGAAUACAGAAAGAAGAUUGAUGAAGCUUUGAAGGGGUCGACGUUGGAGGGGGUCAAUUAGGGGAGUGGAAUAGCGUGUAAUUCUGUGACAUCCGUCAAUUGUAAUUUUUCUUAGGUAUUUUUACAACAUCGUCACAAGUCCAAC
This is a messenger RNA of Podospora bellae-mahoneyi, 2872 nucleotides long. RefSeq names its product nuclear pore complex subunit. Gene Ontology annotation, biological process: pentose metabolic process; carbohydrate phosphorylation. Gene Ontology annotation, molecular function: D-ribulokinase activity. The record is from RefSeq and is a predicted model, not a curated record. Gene Ontology annotation, cellular component: cytoplasm. The coding region runs from base 995 to 2788 and encodes 597 amino acids. The transcript is spliced from 3 exons. NCBI's taxonomy places the organism in Eukaryota, Fungi, Ascomycota, Sordariomycetes, Sordariales, Podosporaceae.